This is a messenger RNA of Toxorhynchites rutilus septentrionalis, 1116 nucleotides long. Its product is annotated as testis-specific serine/threonine-protein kinase 3-like. Gene Ontology annotation, molecular function: tau-protein kinase activity; ATP binding; protein serine/threonine kinase activity. Gene Ontology annotation, biological process: intracellular signal transduction; protein phosphorylation; microtubule cytoskeleton organization. The record is from RefSeq and is a predicted model, not a curated record. Gene Ontology annotation, cellular component: cytoplasm. Bases 86 to 1024 code for a protein of 312 amino acids. NCBI's taxonomy places the organism in Eukaryota, Metazoa, Arthropoda, Insecta, Diptera, Culicidae. The transcript has 2 exons.
GUGUCAAUCGGAUUUCGAUAAAGAAUUAGAAAAAAAUAUUCAUUUUGGUAAGGAUAGUUCAAAUUUCUAGUAUUGAUUGAACAGGAUGGAUAAAUUUUCAAAGUCAGUGGAUAAAGUUCUUUACUCCGAAAGUCACUGGACUCGAGCGGAGGUCAAAAAGCAGCUAUCGAAUCGGGGCUAUUACAUCGGAAAAACCAUUGGAGAGGGCUCUUACUCCAAAGUGUACUACUCGGAGUUUCGAAAAAGUGGCCAACAGUUUGCCGAGCGCAGAGCUUGCAAGAUUAUCGAUCGCAAGCAGUGCUCAAUGCAACAUUCUCAUUUUCUGCCGGGAGAAAUCAAAACAAUGAUUGCACUGAAUCACCCAAACAUUAUCUCGGUGCAUUCGGUGUUUGAAUUCGGUCCAUUUGUGUGUAUCUUCAUGGAUCAUUGCCACCAUGGGGAUUUACUGCAACGAAUUCAAGAACGAGGCAAAUUGUCAGAAUCGAAGGCUCGAUUGUUUUUCCACCAAUUGGUAUCCGCCGUGAAUUACAUGCACACAAACGGCUUCUGCCAUAGGGACAUAAAGUGCGAGAAUGUGCUGCUCGCAAGUCCAACACAUGUCAAGUUGUCAGAUUUCACAUUUUCGAAAAAAUGCUCCAAUGAGGUCACAAUCGAACAGCUUAGUGCGACAUUUUGCGGUUCGGUGGCAUACGCCGCUCCGGAGAUCCUCAAAGGAAUUCGAUAUGAUCCGAAGCGGGGCGAUAUGUGGUCGUUGGGUUGCGUGUUGUUCAUCAUGCUGACUGAAACGAUGCCUUUCGAUGAAACUAAUAUUCUGGAAACAAUCACGCGACAGGAACGGAAACAGUACUUUUAUCCGGAGGGGGUCAAACUAAACCCAACGAUUCUAGAUUUGAUAGACUGUCUCAUAGAGCCGGAUGUUGUUGCCAGAGCUAGCAUCGGACAGGUCGUCCAACAUCCAUGGAUCAACAAGAGCGACCCACUAAAAGUGGAGAUGUCAGUGUCGGGAACCAUCCAAGGAAAUUAACGGUAUAAUAUGGAUUAAUUGGAACUAAACGCAAUAUGAAAUUCACUUUCCAUCCCUUAUAAUAUAUUCCAAAUAUCAAAAGGAAAGCUCAA